AUGUCUGAAUCAGAACAGGCUUUAAAAGGAACCUCUCAAAUAAAAAUACUCUCAUCUGAGGAUAUAGAAGGGAUGCGAGUAGUGUGUAGGCUUGCUAGAGAAGUAUUGGAUGUUGCUGCCAUGAUGGUGAAACCAGGAGUAACUACUGAAGAAAUUGAUCAUGCUGUCCAUUUAGCUUGUAUUGCAAGGAAUUGCUAUCCUUCCCCUCUGAAUUAUUAUAAUUUCCCUAAGUCGUGUUGUACGUCAGUGAAUGAAGUGAUCUGUCAUGGAAUUCCUGACAGGAGGCCACUGCAGGAAGGAGAUAUUGUUAAUGUGGAUAUUACUGUCUAUCGUAAUGGCUACCAUGGAGAUCUGAACGAGACCUUUUAUGUUGGAGAAGUGGAUGAGGGUGCUAGGAGGCUCGUCCAGACGACGUACGAGUGCCUAAUGCAAGCCAUUGAUGCAGUAAAACCUGGUGUUCGGUACCGAGAACUGGGAAACAUUAUCCAGAAACAUGCUCAAGCAAAUGGAUUUUCAGUGGUUCGGAGCUACUGCGGGCACGGAAUCCAUAAGCUCUUCCAUACGGCCCCGAACGUGCCCCAUUAUGCCAAAAAUAAGGCAGUUGGAGUCAUGAAGCCAGGUCAUGUGUUUACAAUUGAACCAAUGAUCUGUGAAGGUGGUUGGCAAGAUGAAACGUGGCCUGAUGGUUGGACUGCAGUAACGAGGGAUGGCAAGCGAUCGGCCCAGUUUGAACACACACUCCUGGUCACCGACACGGGCUGUGACAUCCUGACCCGGCGGCUCGAUAGCAUUCGUCCCCACUUCAUGUCCCAGUGAUAGUCUAGACUGAGCAGGUGGAUCUGAAUGAGACAUUUUUUAUUUUUUUUUUGGCUCUGUACUAUGCAUUUUUUUAAGAGUACAGAACAGAAUGAUUUCAUAAUUUACUUUUGUUUUCGGUGAUUGUAGAUAAGAGGAAUAUCUGGAAGAACC
Messenger RNA from Acanthisitta chloris (rifleman), 969 nucleotides. It is a transcript of the gene METAP1, whose product is annotated as methionyl aminopeptidase 1. The record is from RefSeq and is a predicted model, not a curated record. Gene Ontology annotation, molecular function: metalloaminopeptidase activity. The coding region runs from base 1 to 816 and encodes 271 amino acids. Gene Ontology annotation, biological process: proteolysis. Lineage: Eukaryota; Metazoa; Chordata; Aves; Passeriformes; Acanthisittidae. The transcript is spliced from 7 exons.